Messenger RNA from Amborella trichopoda, 3152 nucleotides. RefSeq lists its product as uncharacterized. Lineage: Eukaryota; Viridiplantae; Streptophyta; Magnoliopsida; Amborellales; Amborellaceae. The record is from RefSeq and is a predicted model, not a curated record.
UGUAUUUUUGGGAUCGGGCGGGUUACUUUUUGAUUGGAUUUGUAAAACCCUAUUUUUGCAACAGGGGAAAUGGAGGUGGUGGAAAUGGAGGGCCAAAGAUUCAAAAUUCCUCUGUCUCCAUUGAGCCCGCGAACCAGGUUCGAAUGGUCGAAGAAUUGAGUCACUCAAAUUUGAUCCUUUGUAAUUGAAUAAGGGAUCAGUAAUGGAGUGCAACAGAGAUGAAGCCACGAGGGCCAAAGAAAUUGCAGAAAGGAAAUUCACAGCCAGAGAUAUGGAGGGUGCCAAGAAAUUCGCUCUCAAAGCCCACCAAUUAUACCCUAAUUUAGAUGGAAUCACCCAGAUGCUAUCCACCUUUGAUGUGUACCUUGCAGCUGAGAAGAAAGUAAAUGGAGAAAUGGACUGGUAUUCAAUUCUGUGUGUGAGCUCGUCAGCUGACGAUGAAUCUGUGAAGAAACAGUAUCGCAAAUUAGCCCUAAUUCUCCAUCCCGACAAGAACAAAUCUAUAGGAGCUGAUGGGGCUUUCAAACUUCUUUCAGAGGCUUGGUCUGUGUUAUCAGAUAAGGGUAGGAGAGCACAAUAUGACAUGAAAAGGAAUUCCAGUGUUAAGGUGGUUCUUCCUCAAAAGACUGCGCAGAACUCUAAGCCAAGUCCUCAACCUGAAGUUCCUAAUGGUUUCUAUAAUUUCACUACCAAUGCUUCCUCUAAUGUCAGGCCUCAAACCUCAAAUGUUAGGGCUAAAAAAUCGGCCGCUCGUUCAGUUAACCAACCACCACCUAAACAACCUCCUCCUAACCCUCCACCUCGCCAAGCGAAGCCUGGCACAUUUUGGACAUCUUGCAAUAGGUGCAAAAUGCAAUAUGAAUAUCUAAGAUGUUAUGUCAACCACAAUCUAUUGUGCCCAAAUUGUCACGAACCAUUCUUGGCUGUAGAGAUUGGAACAGUUCCUUCAAAUGGGUCUAAUUCUAACAUGUCAUGGUCGUUCUCUCACCAACGGGGCCAAGACCAUCAUCAGUCAGGGAAACAAGGUCCAUCUCUUACUGGAAGACAUGGGUUCCCAUCUAAUCCAGCCGUUGAUUCUUUGCAUAAUGUGAAUUUUCAGUGGGGUCCUUUUUCAAGGGCAGCUGGUGUAGCGAGUGCCAAUGCUUCAUCGUCGGCUGCUGCUGCUGCUGUUAAUAUGGUUCAGCAUACAUAUGAUAAAGUAAGGAGGGAGAGAGAGGAGGCACAGGCAGCAGCGAGGAGUGAGGAAAUAAGGAGGAAGGUUUCAGGGAAGCGGGGUGUUGGUGCUGAAAGUUGUCAGGAGAGAGAAGUAGGGGAUAGACCUGCAAAGAAAAGGAGUAUUGAUGGUGAAGAAGCAGUUGUUAAUAAUAUAAAUGGUGGGCUGGGUGCUGAUAUUGUAUCUGGUUUUGGGGUAAACAGUGUUCAUAGGUACUUUGGGGUCAAAUCGAAUGUACAUGAAAGCGAAAGGGCUAAUGGUACAUACAAGGAAUUCUUUAAUGGGAUGGACCAAGAUGCAAAUAAGGCUUACAGAGCAAUCCCAAAGCCCAGUACUGGUGCAUUCAGGGAGUUGUCUGUGCAUGAAAAUCGUAACUUAUUAAUGGACAAGGCAAGGUCAGAUAUUCAAAAGAAGUUACAAGAGUGGAACAUGAAGGCUAGAGCUUCCAAAGAAGAGAAGGUCACCCUGAAGGUUGUGAGUGGUUCAUCCCAUCAGCUUAAAUCCAAUGGGCCAAAGAGAGAGAAGAAACAGGCAACAAAAGUAAAGGCUUCUUCUAAUGCCCCAAAUGAUGUUUUAGACCCUGAGCAACCAGAACCAGUGACUAUUAGUGUUAUCGACCCCGAUUUCCAUGACUUCGACAAUGAUCGCUCAGAAAAAUGUUUUGAGGAAAAUCAAGUGUGGGCUGCUUAUGAUGAUGAUGAUGGGAUGCCUCGCUAUUAUGCCAUGAUCCAAAAGGUUCUCUCACUGAACCCUUUCAAGAUGAGGAUCAGUUGGCUCAAUUCUAAAUCUAAUGCUGAGCUUGGCCCCAUAAAUUGGGUUGGCUCCGGUUUUACCAAGACAUGUGGGGACUUCAGGGUGGGUAGAUACGAAUUAAACAAGUCGGUUAAUGUAUUCUCUCACAUGGUUAAGUGGGAGAAAGGCUUGAGAGGGGUCAUCAGAAUUGUACCAAGAAAAAGCGAAGUUUGGGCUCUCUAUAGGAACUGGUCUAAGGACUGGAAUGAAUCUACCCCAGAUGAAGUGAUAUACAAGUAUGACAUGGUAGAGGUCCUCGAUGAUUAUUUAGAGGAGGUUGGGCUUACUGUGGCCCCUCUGCUCAAGGUGGUUGGGUUUAAGACUGUUUUCUACAGGAACAUGGACCCUGAUUCUGUUCAAAAGAUCCCAAGAGAAGAGAUGUUUCGGUUCUCCCAUCAGGUUCCUUCUUGGGUGCUUAGAGAGGGAGAAGCUGAAAAUGCACCGAAGGGUUGUCGGGAGCUCGACCCAGCAGCGACACCAUCUGAACUCCUUCAAGUAAUAUUAAAUGCUAAGAUAGAAGAGAAGACAGAGGCCAUAGAACAGUAAUGGCAUGGGUGAGAGGAUCACGAAUUGGGUGAUUCAAAGAUGAAAAGACUCUGGGAGAAGAAUUGUUGAAAUGAAGGGAAACAACUUUUGCUUAAUCUUGAGAUUUUGAUGGAAGUGAUGAUUGGGGACUGAGCAACUUCUCAUGCAGUUAAUUUUGGACAGUGCCCACAUUGCCUAACUUCAAUUUUGGUUGCAAUACGGAUAUACACUACACUGAUUUUAUUAGGGCUUUGAUGGAUGAUGGUUGGAACGAGGAAUAUGAUCGGGAAUUUGAGAAGAUUGCUUUAUGAUGGGCCGCAUUAUAGGUAUGCAAGCGUCUAGUUUAAGCAUGAGGUCUAUGAUGUAAUGGUUUAUCCAAAGUCAUUGUUCCUCAUGGGCGAAAGGCCUGUUUUCAACUUCUUCUAAAUUCUCUGCAUUUUCCAUGCGAGGUUUAUUAUGUCAAUUUUUGGGCAGCCAAAUUUUUUUUUGCUCAUGUAUCCUUAUAGUGCUUUAAGUUGUGCAGUUUCUUCUUCCUUUCCUUUUUCUUUUUCGUGUUAUCUUCUGGACAAGAACUUCAAGGCCUUCCUAUUGAAAGUAUUUUAGUGGAUUCUAAUUUGCAUUA